AUGUCCUCCUCCUCUCGCCAGCUCAACGGGGGCGAUGCCAACCGAGGCAGCGGUUUCGUGCACCUCAACACUCCAGCCGACAUCCAGUAUACGGCAGGGAGGACCUUGUCGCUCUCCGCCCUGCGCCAGCGCAAGUCCCGCGUGGAGUGUGUCGUGUUGCCGGAGUCGAUGUCUGUGUGGCGCGAAGCCUUCCAGCGCUACUCAAUGGAGGAGGGCUACAGCAGCUACGCCGCUGACAUCGAAGACGGGCGCUUUGGGAAUGGGCCUGUUCUGCCCCCGCUUGGGCCGCAGCGUGCUGGCCCGGUGCACCGUCGUGCCAACAAGGCGCUUUGGGCGACAGACGCCUUUUUUUGCACCUCAUCGCCACCGGCAUCGCUCUGCACUUCGGCGCCUGUCGCACACACAGGCGCCUACAGGCCGCCGCUCCCAGGUGACACCGCUGCCACUACCAACAUCGGUGUUGGUGCAAACUCGUUGAGUGCGCCCAACCCCAGCAACACCACUGCUGCAUCGGCUGAUGAUGUGGCGGGUCGUUUCACAUCGGCGAUCAAGACGCAGCAGCAGGGGGGCAUCGCCAUCGUCAGCCAUCACAAGAUCUUGGGUCGACAGCAGUUUGUUUACCCCGAUCACGACGGUGUGCUCUCCGCCGGUGUUGUGCCACAGAUCGUCAUCACAGCUGAGGAAAAGGCGGAGGAGGCAGCAGAGAAGGCGUUCUACAUCUCUCCCCUCACUAUGACGGAGGAGGAGCUGGCAGCCUUCGAGGAGCUGCAGGCGCUGUGGAAAAGUCGUGCACGCAGCCACUCCUUCCUCGGCGCACAGCACCGGCAAGCCGCCAAGGGUGCGGUGUACCCGUCAUCGUCCAUUGACGUGCUGGAGAGGAGCGACAAAGGGCUGCUCAAGGUGCCGAAGCGCGAAGGGGUGAUGGGUAGCACCUCUCUGGCCUCUCGCAGAGGCGACAUAGUGGACGACCACGCCUACGCCGAGGCUGAAAUGACCGUGGAGGAAGAGUCGACACUGGACAAGGAGCUGGCUGAGGCGUUGCGCAUGGCGGACGACCUCCUGCGCUUCGCGUAG
Molecule: messenger RNA, 1074 nt
Organism: Leishmania braziliensis MHOM/BR/75/M2904
Lineage: Eukaryota; Euglenozoa; Kinetoplastea; Trypanosomatida; Trypanosomatidae
Gene: CBP30
Product: putative nuclear cap binding complex subunit CBP30
Exons: 1
Coding region: 1-1074 (357 amino acids)
Cellular component (GO): nuclear cap binding complex
Source: RefSeq, a predicted model, not a curated record